UUCUCUUCUUAUUUCGUCGGCAAACCUUCAUCUUCUUCGUUUCACCCAUAUUUUCUUUCAUCUUCCUUCAUUUUUAUCUUUCCUUAGCAUUUCAACACUUCCAACCUAUCAAAUCUGUUUUCUGUUGUCUGUCAUCUACAAAAAAGCACACCUAACUUUUCUUUCAUUUCCUUCAGACUUUCAUAUUAAACAACACAGAUUUUCAGCCACUCCACAAACGAACAACCGAACAGCACCGUUACCAAACAAAUUAACGAUUUAAGAAACCAGCUGUUUAAUUAACUAAAUCAAAUAUAAAAACAAAUUAAUUUAAAAUAGAUAAUUACAAUACUAAUUAAAUUAAUAAAUAUAUAAGUAAAGGUUGAUUUUAGAAAAGGAAAAUCAUGACAGACAGUGAAAUUAUUGAAGACCGGGUUCUGAAUUUGGAACCAGUUGCCAAGACUGAAUUAUUGCCUGAAAGAGAAAUUAAAUUCUAUGUGGCUUUCACAGAAGCAGCUGAUCCGAAACUUGGUGGAAUUCACAAGGAAGAAUUUAUGGAUGUUGCCAAACAGAUAGGAUUCAGUAAAAUAACCAUUGAGUAUUUAUACCAAAAAUGCAAAAGGAAUGAAAACGGUGUCAUUACCUGGAAGGAGUUCAUAACUAGAGUACGGAAAGUACUUAGGCAACGGCAUUAUGGCAUUGAGGAUGUAAGGAACUCAUUCCAGAAAUGUGACAAAGACGGAGACGGAUACAUAACCAUCGAUGACCUUCUCAAAGCUACCAAAGAAAUCGAGCGGCAGUCUUUGGCAGAGGACCAGCUGCAGGCCUGGGUGGACUUUAUCGACAAAAACAAAGAUGGUAAAGUCGACUACUCAGAAUUCAUGGUCAACUUUGGUUUCUAAACCAUUCCAAUUGGCGCAUAACCAUAAACUAAAUCCAUAUCAUCUUACUAUACAUACAGACAUACACACAUAGCGUACUCUUCUGUGAUGGUAAAUCAACAAAAGAAGUACACCAUCUGGAGAGAGAUAAAUAUUAUUUAAUAACCAAUAUAUGUAUUGAUGUGCUACUAUCAGUUUCAUGUGCUGAGAGCAUGCCAAAGUGUUUUUUAAUGUGCCUGGUGUCCUAGCACAAUCAUCAGACACUGUGAGCAGUGUCUGAUGAUUGUGCUAAGACACCAGAUGUAUUAAAAGACACUGUUUGGCAUGCUCGCGGCACAGGAAACUAAUAGUAGCACUUAAAUACAUAUAGUGUUUAUCAAAUAAUAUAUGUAUAUAUAUUUAUAUAAGCAUUAUCAUCCACACAUACAUAAUGUACAUACUCUGCUUGUUUGCCAGUAGGCCACAAAGCAGAUACAUUAUGUAUGUGUGCUCAAUAAUGUUUACAACACUAACACUGCUUCUAAUUCAUAUUUGAACAUAUUUAUAGAUAUACUCACAUACAUAUAUGCAUAGGUACAAACAUAUAUAUACAUACAUACACACACAUAUGCCUACAUACAUACACAUAUUUAUUACACAACUCACACAUAUAGAUUAUGUGUAUACCGUUUUUUUAAGUAAAUAAAUAUUUCUGAAAUUUUA
This is a messenger RNA of Octopus bimaculoides (California two-spot octopus), 1562 nucleotides long. RefSeq lists its product as uncharacterized. The record is from RefSeq and is a predicted model, not a curated record. Gene Ontology annotation, molecular function: calcium ion binding. NCBI's taxonomy places the organism in Eukaryota, Metazoa, Mollusca, Cephalopoda, Octopoda, Octopodidae.